UUGCGCCGCGUCCUCGCCGCGGUAUGACGUGUUGUUGACGUGUUUUUUUUUGCACAAAUGCUGCAAUAAGUUUGUGAAUUUUGGCUAAAAAUGUCAGUGAAACGUGAAAUGCCAGAUUAUGACGACCCAUUGGCGCUGCAAGCGCACGCGGCGGUGGGUCGGCUCGUGGACUCCAACCAGGCCGACGACCGUAAGAUGAUUCGACUGGUGCGCGAGCGGCCUCUGUUGUACGCGAGGAACAACAUGCCCGUGGCAAGCUACUACACGCAAGUCAAGCUGCUGUGGCAGGAGGUCGCCGACGAGAUGGGCUGGAGCGUGGCGGACGUGCGCCGCAAGUGGUCCCACGUGCGCAACUCGUACUCGCGGCACCUGCGCAAUGAGAUCCACGGCGCGCGCACCGGCAAGGGCCGCAUGGUCUCGCGCUGGUACCUCGCCGACGAGCUCAACUUCCUCAAGGAGCACAUGGCCACCGACAUGAGGUCAUCACCGUACUCGACGUGGAUGGAGCUGUCGGAGAAGACGCCGCCGAGCGAGCGCGUGGAAGUAAAGCCGUUCCUGCAGACGCCAUGGUUCGCGCUACCUGCGCAUGCGCACGCGCACACCAAGCUCGAGCCGGACACCCACACCGACGACAGCUCCGGCUCGCACACCUUCGAGGCCGACGAAAAUUCCGCUUACUUCCAAUUCUUCAGGGGCAUUCACAACGACUACCAGGAACUGCCGGCGCGCAAGCAGCGCCUGUUCCGCCGCCAGUGUCUGCAGCUGCUGCACGCGUUGCUCGACGAGGACGACUCGCAGAGCGACGCCAUGAACCUCUCCAGCUCGGGACAGCCCGACGAGCUCGAACAGAAGGUGUGCGUCGACAGUCCCAACACUGUGUUGCCGCACUGAGCACGCACACGCACAGUGGUCAAGUGAGUCGUGUAACGGCAGAUGUAUACCUAUCAACUACGACUAUGAGUAGACUGUAUAUUAUAUUUGAUGUAGGUGGACUUUACGCUCCAGUUUUCUCGGCUGUGGUCACGUUUCGAAGCAAGGAAAAUGCGGUUUUAGUAAGCAUCUUAUAUAUCUUAAAAAAGUACGCACAAGCCGCCGAUAUGAUACCUAUUACCUGUACUAUAAUUUUGGGAUUGCAGAUCUAGAUUACAGAUCACAGCACAGCGGCUUCUCACGAGCGGACCACUGUUUUUGAAUGCCGCGAGCGGAGUUAGUUCCUAUUAUAGUAAAAGUUACUGUAUAUAAAGAUGACAUUUUUUUUCGAAUGAGACAUUGUAUUUAUUUAAGGGUGUUCUAGUCGGUCGGCGUUGUCGAGGCAACAAAGUAACAUGAAAAAGAAAAAUAUUUAUUGUUCACCAAUAGUAUUAUUCCUUUAUUUAUCAUAGAAUUGCUGUAAAAUUGUAAAAACUGUUAACAAUUAGAAUAAUAAAAGUGACAACCGAUCAACUUUUUUAUGUGUCUCGUAAUUGUAAGAUAUAUGUGUAUUCUGUAGAGUAGGUAUGAUAAAUUGUUUUUCGUGUAGUGGCGUACUUCUACGAUGCAUGGAAUAGACCUUCAGGACCAACAACCAAAAUCUGUGUAGAUUUAAAACACACGUGAUGAGAUGGGACCGUGGGCGCACCAGCUGCACCGCCGACUAUCUCAUCGGUGUUAGCCGUCAACUUUUAUCGUACUUUACCAAUAAUAUCUAUGUUAAGUAUUAAUAUACUAACUAUAGGGUAGCCACAAUGUUCGGGUGAAGCGGUCGCGGGCCUUCACUUCGCUUAGUUGUGAUAGCUCGAGAAAAUACAACUGUUACAGAAAAAAUAAUAUUUUCUUUCAAUAUCUUGAUGUCAUAUUUAUUUCUCAGUCUUACUAAUAUUAUAUAAUAUUUUAUAUUGUAAUAUCAUAAAGAGGAAAUAUUUGUUGGAUUGUAUUUUAACAUCGAUAAACUCUGGAACUACUACACGGA
Messenger RNA from Manduca sexta (tobacco hornworm), 1948 nucleotides. RefSeq lists its product as uncharacterized. Gene Ontology annotation, cellular component: transcription regulator complex; nucleus. The transcript has 3 exons. NCBI's taxonomy places the organism in Eukaryota, Metazoa, Arthropoda, Insecta, Lepidoptera, Sphingidae. The record is from RefSeq and is a predicted model, not a curated record. Gene Ontology annotation, biological process: regulation of transcription by RNA polymerase II. The coding region runs from base 91 to 891 and encodes 266 amino acids.